This is a messenger RNA of Cyanistes caeruleus (blue tit), 1145 nucleotides long. Its product is annotated as ciliary microtubule associated protein 1A-like. The record is from RefSeq and is a predicted model, not a curated record. Lineage: Eukaryota; Metazoa; Chordata; Aves; Passeriformes; Paridae. Gene Ontology annotation, cellular component: cytoskeleton.
AAGAACCACACCCAGGCAGCACCACACUCCAGCUGACCAAGUUGAUGUGUAUACGUGCCAGAGACUUCCUCCCUGCCAGGCCAGCACUGCGCUUCUCCACUGCUGCUUGCCUGGCCAACAAUUACUGCCUGAAGGCACAGCAGGAGUUUUUGCUGAAUCUUUGCUUCUAACUUGCUGUUUCUCCCCUAUUCCUCCUUCUCCUCCAUCUGCUACAUCUUAUUCUUCACUUUCUAUCAAUUUACUCCGUGAUGCUAGUUUCACUUUCUUCCUACUCUGGGCUACAGGAAAGCUCCGUACCAGGGCUGUGUCAGGAAAGACCUUGGUAGCUUUCCUGUUUUUCCUGUAGUUUAUUUAGCCACGAGCAUGGAGGGACCCUGGGUAGGAAAUUGGAGACCUCAUACCCGACGGGGCCCAAUCCUUGCAGAGUUCGCUACCCCAGGUCCCAAGUACUGGCUCCCUGGGACAACAGGUCAUGCAGCUCAUGAUCCUACCAAGUACAGAGCUCCUGCAUACUCAUUUCGAGGGACCAAAUGUCCCGCCGAAUACAGCUGCUCACCAGGUCCUCGGUACUACAUCCAUCCAUCCAUCACCAAAACUGGGAAGCAUGAAGCUCCAUCAGCACAAAUGACUUCACGUCCCAAGACCAAGAUAGAAGUCACCCCUGGACCCAGUGACUAUACCACGGAUCCUGCCAACAAACACAUCUACCAAACUGCACAGGCGAACAGCCUGAAGUCCCGACCCAAGGACAUAAAAGGCUUCCAAACGCCAGGUCCUGCCACCUACACCCUGCCCAGGAUUCUGGGACCCCACACAGCAUACACCCGUGCUGAACCAUGCUACUCCUUGAAAGGGAAGAGUCAAUACCAGAGCGCUUUUCAAGACUUUGCAAGGACACCAGGUCCUGCAGCGUUUAACAGGGUGGAACUGGAUGUCUACAAAACCAGGGCUCCCAAGUAUACAAUGGGACUUAGAACCAAACUUGCUGGCAAGGAUGGGGUUCCAAGUCCAGCAGAGUACACCCUGGGAAAGUUGUCAGUGACCAAGGCCCGGGACCCUGCUUACACUUUUGGACUGCGACAUUCUAUCUACAAAGCUUCUUUAAUACCUGAAACACAUCUUGAUUAAAGACAGAUAUCAGUAGA